AUGCCCGCUUCUGGGCGCGUCCCCUCUAUGUCGGAGCCGGUUGUGCAUACACCUCAAACCGUCAGGCCGGCGGUCGUGGUUGCUGAACGGACUCUAGCACCAGACGCAGUUUCCCAGCCUACCUUUCCCUCUCCCGCCGCAGCCUCUUCACCUCCCUCUGUUCAGGCAAAAGAGUCUGCCUCUCCUUCCGCUCCCUCGGGCUCUCGAGCCCCUCCGGCGACAUCAGUGCGCCUUUCACCUCUGCACGAAGUGCAUGCGGGGCUGGGGGCGAAGUUCGGCAAGUUCCAGGGCGUGCUCCUGCCUUUCGCCUACGAGGGCGAGGGCGUGAUGAGCUCCCACCUCCACACGCGGACCUGUGCCUCGCUUUUCGACUUCUCUUACCGCCAACACUAUCGGAUCUGGGGCGAGAAGGCCGCGCAGCUCCUCGAACGUCUAGUGGUCGGUGAUGUCCAGAGCCUUCUCGAAACCGAGAGCCGCUUCACGCUCUUCACCAACGACGACGGUGGCAUUCUGGACGACGUGAUCGUUGCAGUGCAUCCAGGCUUCCUGCUGGUCAUGGGCAAUGCAUGCAAUAAAGCCAAAGUUCUCGAACGGCUUGAGGCAGAGGCUGCUAUAGCGCGGGGAAGAGAGAAGUCCGUUCAACCGCGUGUUCGUGUCUCCGCGGCUUUCGCCCAGGGGUUUGUGAAGCGAAACCUAGCCCUGGAUGGUAUUUCUUCCGCUGUGGCCUCAGGCGAACGCGUGACGGUGGAGGCUCUGGACGACUUCACGCUGUUGGGAGUCCAGGGCGCACAGGCGAUGGAGGUGAUGGGCCAGGUUGUGGAUGCCGCGAGCGUCGAUCUCGUCAAAAUGCCCUUUAUGAGCAGUUACCUGUGCACCGUGGAGGGUGUCGAGUGCGUUUUGACGCGGUGCGGCUUCUCCGGGGAAGACGGGUUUGAGAUUUCAUUGCUCUCGGAGGAGGCGUCGAUGGUCUUCUCGGCUCUGCUGGAAAAAUCAUCGCUGCUGCGCCCAGCGGGAUUCGGCACGCGAGAGACUCUGCGACAAGAAGCGGGUCUCUGCCUGUACGGGGCUGAUAUCGACGAGGAAACGACCCCUGUGGAGGCUUCCCUGGGAUGGGCUGUCGGUCGCCGCCGUCGCCAGGAAGCGAACUUUCCGGGGGCGUCGCGGAUUCUCGCGCAGCUCGUGCAGCUGCAGCUGCUGCAGAGCCAGGCGAAGUCGCGGGUCCAUAUCGACGCGGAAACCUUGCAAGCUCAGCUGGACGAGGCGGCUGAGAAGGCAGGCAUUUUCGAGGUCGACCGCCUCCGCCGCAAACGCGUCGGCCUCGCGCUCCCGGCGGGCGGCUCGACAACCAAGGGAGGAGUCGCCGUCCUCAGCCUCGAGGGAGAAAAGAAAGUUGGCGCGGUGACCAGCAGCUGCUUUGCCCCGUCGCUGCAGCGAACCAUCGGCAUGGCGUACCUAGAUCUCCCGUACACCCUGCCAAAGACGCGCGUUCAGCUGGACACUCCCCGCCCGACGAAAGACGUCGAAGUGUGCAAAAUGCCCUUCGUCCCUGGCGCCUACUACCGCGUCCCUCUUCCUCUCUAG
Molecule: messenger RNA, 1581 nt
Organism: Neospora caninum
Lineage: Eukaryota; Apicomplexa; Conoidasida; Eucoccidiorida; Sarcocystidae
Product: putative aminomethyltransferase, mitochondrial
Exons: 10
Coding region: 1-1581 (526 amino acids)
Molecular function (GO): protein binding
Source: RefSeq, a predicted model, not a curated record